Molecule: messenger RNA, 2115 nt
Organism: Prunus mume (Japanese apricot)
Lineage: Eukaryota; Viridiplantae; Streptophyta; Magnoliopsida; Rosales; Rosaceae
Source: RefSeq, a predicted model, not a curated record
GAGAGUCUCCACUUUUCCAAAAGCAGCUUUGAAACCCAAACAAAAGAAAACAAAAAAGCAGACGACUUUGACUUGACAAAUCAAAACAGAACACUGGCUCAAACUCAGUGCCCUUGUUAUGAUCAGGUGAGUGAGGAUGUGCAGGGUGCAAGCAAGCAACCAUUGUUGCUUAGUCAACAGCAAACCCAGCAAUCCAGCUUCCUUCAUCCAUCACUAAUAAUAAUAAUUUAAUUAAUUCUCCGCCCCCAGGAAAAAACAAAAAAAAAAACAAAAACACGAUCACCAGUGAUGUUGCCAGCUGCAGCUGUGCGUGUCCUGCUCCCAGUGUCAGCGUCUGUGAUUUACGUAAUUUAUAGGUAUUUGAGAUCAGGACGGCAAAUAGAGAGCUCUCCAAAUACCAGUAACAAUGACGUCGUUCCACCCCCAAAUUCCGGUAACAGCGACGUCGUUCCCUAUCCUGAACUGUCUGAUCGCGAUCGUACCAUCCUUGAAGAGAUUCUGAACAACGACGUCCUCCUCGAUAAGAUUCGGGCAAUCGAGCCCGCCUUCCUUGAUGGGCUUCGGAAAAUCAAGCCCGCCGUCCUCCGUGAGAUGGUGUUCGACUCUGCUGAAUUGGAUCCUGUUAUCGUUGAUACGAUUUGUAAAUUGUCUUUGAAAGGAGGAAAGGAGGAAGGCGAAGAAAACGAAAAUGGAAUUGUAAACGAGACGAAGAGCGAAGAGAGGGAUGAGGAAAGAAGCAGAAGCCGUCAUUUCUCAGUGAGGUCUGGAGCUCGAGACUGUUGGUGUUAUCUCGAGACUGGGACUUGUAAGUUUGGGCCCAAUUGCAGGUUUAAUCACCCUUGCAUAACAACGAAAAACAAUCAGAAUUCCUUCAGGUCAGGAGGACGACGUCCAAAUCUCUACACUACCCCAAAUCCCGGUAAUGACAACGUCUUUCCCCCAAAUCCCGGUGACCCUGACCACGAAAAUGGAAAUGGAAACAAGACACAGAGCGAAGAGAGGGAUAAGGAAAGAAGCAGAAUUCAUCAUUACCCGGUGAGGUUUGAAGCUGGAGACUGUUGGUCUUAUCUAAAGACUGGGACUUGUAAUUUUGGGCCCAGUUGCAAGUUCAAUCAUCCUUGUAGAAGGAAAAACAGGAAAAACAAUCAGAAUUACUUCAGAUCAGGAGGAUUUAAACCCGGAAAUGCUUUUUCUUUCAACCCCAGAAGAGGGGAACCUUCUGUGGCUCCAGUUCAAAAACUUAACUUUAUGGACCUGCCAAUUCGUCCGGGGGAGAAAGAAUGUCCUUACUAUAUGAAAAAUGGCUCCUGCAAGUCUGCAACUAACUGCACGUUUAAUCACCCUGAUCCUACCACUAUAGGAGAAUCUGGUCCCCCAUGCGGAUACAUUGAUGGCGGACCUGCACCAGUACAAGGUGCAUCGUCAUCAACAGCAUGGGAUUCCCUUUGUGUGCCAAUGAUUCCGCCAUCUCAAGGGAUUCCUUCCCAAAAUACAGAAUGGAAUGGUUCUCAGGAUCCAGAAUAUCUACCAGAGAGAAGCAUACCUGCACCUCCACCAUAUGUUAUGAACAAGGCUGUGACUGAAACCAACAUCUAUGAACCAAAUCCACAGCAGAAGCAAGUGGAAGAAUUCCCAGAACGACCUGGGCAGCCUAUUUGCAAUUACUUCUUAAGAAAAGGGGAUUGCAAGCAUAGAUCUAAUUGCAAAUAUCACCAUCCAAAAAACCAGACCGCGGUGUCCCCUUCAUGUGCACUGAGUGGCAAGGGCCUGCCUUUGAGACCAGGUGAGAACAUUUGCACACAAUACAGUAGCUAUGGCAUUUGCAAUUCUGGGCCAGCUUGUAAAUUUGACCAUCCGUCAUUAUCAACUUUCCUUCUGUGACUCGGCGACUACAAAUGGGGCAGGAACAUCUGGGAGUAGAAGUGAACUGAUGCUACAAUUCAGCCGCAGCCUGUGUAAUAAGUUUUGCCUGAAAUAGCUGCUGGAGCACAGGAUUCGCAUCACCAAGGACGUGUAAUCUCUUUUUGUUAGUCUUAUAAAUGUAUCAAACUUUUUCUCCCAGCUGCCACCUUUCACUUCUGUUAUGGAUGACUUUGAUUACAAUAGAAAUGUGUA